AUGAGUAUCCAUCCGGAUGUGGACAAGACAAAUUCACACCUGACCUGCAUUCCACUGAGGAAGACAGAAAAUGACCAUGCACAGAAACUGUCAAUCUAUGGGAAAUCCAGGCCUCUGUAUUUCCCUUCUGUCACAGUUCCCAACUUAUGUUUUCCGCGAGAUCCCCCGCCACUCCAGCCGGGGAAAUUCGUUACUUGCUCUUAUAGAAAUUCCUCGCGGGCGGGGGGGAAAUGGCUUUCAGACCCCACUGCGCUGCGCGAUCGUCUCCCGGGCUCUGGCAAGGGCCCCGCACCUCGGCUGCGGGCCUCGGACAGCGCUCCCGCGCGGCCGGGCCACGGGUCGGGGGCCUCUCACCCGCGUCCACGUCCCCGGCCGGGACUCGCCCUUGGCCGCGCCCGCGCUGUCUCCUCUCCCCGAAGCCCCCCGCGCUCCCCGCACGCCCAGAUCCCUACUCACCCGCACCGCCGCCGCCGAGCUCCUGCGGGGUCCGGACCGCUCACUCUCGCUUUCGUUUUCCCCGCGGGCUCCGCCUUCCGCCGCGGCCGCCCGGCCCCCUCCCGCUCCUGGAUCGCGCGAAACUGGAACCGCGCGAAACUGGAACCGCGCUCGGAGUUCGCGCCGGACGCGCUGGCACCCACGUGUCGUCCGGGGGCCACCAGGCGCGCAAGGACCUUCCUACCCUCCGACCCGGGCUCCCGCGUCUGUUUCUGCCCCGCCCCCGUGUGCGAGAUCCGUCAGCGGGAAGAAACCGGACACACCCAGGGCCCCCAGCGCCCGCGGUCGGCCAAGGUGGAUAUUAUCCGUUCCGUUUCACGAUCAAAGAAACUGAGUAAAUUAACUCGCCCACAGUCCUGCUGCUCGUAAGUGUCAAAGCCAGGAUUCAACUCAAGGUCACGCCUGUAAAACACCAAAGUACUUGCCAGCGCCAUUCUAAGCACCAGCCACCUGCUCCCUGUGGGACCGCGUGGAGUUUGCCUACCAAAGCCCCACUAAGUAGUCCUCGAUUUGUAAGAAACAG
Molecule: messenger RNA, 1018 nt
Organism: Mustela erminea (ermine)
Lineage: Eukaryota; Metazoa; Chordata; Mammalia; Carnivora; Mustelidae
Product: WW domain-binding protein 11-like
Exons: 3
Coding region: 1-864 (287 amino acids)
Source: RefSeq, a predicted model, not a curated record